Fraxinus pennsylvanica is the source of this 1131-nucleotide messenger RNA. Lineage: Eukaryota; Viridiplantae; Streptophyta; Magnoliopsida; Lamiales; Oleaceae. The record is from the annotation of a GenBank genome assembly.
AUGGCGACCUCUGCAAUUCUUCAUCUCUAUUCACCAUCUCUUUCCGUAUCCUUCAAAACCAACAAACCCAUUCUUUCUGAAACCCCUUCCAUUUUCAAACCCCUAAGCUUCAGAAUCAAAGCCACCACAUCAAUUGACUACUCUACCCCGUCUAAAUCACCCUUCAAGAACAACUCCAGCACCUGGCAAUGGAAAUUCAAUGACAAUUCGGUAAACAUCCACUUCGAAAGAUUCGAAAAUGAUGGCUCUCAAAAGCCCUCCAAGAACAUUCUGAUGGUGCCCACUAUUUCUGAUGUUAGUACUGUUGAGGAAUGGAGGCUCGUGGCUGAAGAAAUUGUUGGGAAAAAUGGUGGAGUCAAUUGGAGUGCUACGAUCGUGGAUUGGCCUGGUCUUGGGUACUCUGACAGGCCUAAGCUUGAUUAUAAUGCUGAUGUUAUGGAAAAGUUUCUGGUGGAUUUCAUCAGCGCCCCUGAUAGUCCCAUUGCCAGUUCUGCUUCAGAUAAUGAGUAUGUGGUCUUCGGGGGAGGACAUGCUGCAACUAUAGCAGUUCGUGCUGCAAAGAAGGGUUUGGUGAAGCCGAAGGCCAUUGCUUCUGUUGCACCCACCUGGGCCGGUCCCCUUCCUAUCGUGUUUGGUAGAGAUUCUAGUAUGGAAUCGAGGUAUGGGCUUCUAAGAGGGACCUUAAGGGCCCCUGCUGUAGGUUGGAUGAUGUACAAUGUUCUUGUCAGCAAUGAGAAGGCAAUCCAAUCCCAGUACAAAUCCCACGUAUAUGCAAAUCCUGAAAAUGUAACUCCUAGCAUUGUUGAGAGCAGAUAUGCACUUACGAAACAAAAAGGCGCUCGCUAUGUGCCUGCUGCUUUCUUGACCGGAUUGCUCGAUCCGGUAAACACCAGGGAGGAAUUCAUUGAACUAUUUGCAGGACUAAAAGGAGAUAUCCCAGUCUUAGUUAUGUCGACUGCAAGUGCACCGAAAAGAUCAAAAGCAGAAAUGGAAUCUCUUAGGGGAGCGAAAGGAGUAAGCAAAUUUAUUGAAGUACCAGGCUUAAGAAUAGUAACAAUCAAUAGUGGCAAAGAGCAGAGAUCACACGUCCACAGGAAGCAAUUUUUGGGGUCAACAAUUGAGGGCUAUUGA